ACAUAAAGUUCUCCUUCGGGACCCCAGGACAUCGUUCCCGAGAACCCCCUUACAAUAUCAUCUCUAAGGACUCGCAGUUUUGCUCUUAGACUUCACGAUGAUGAUGCGAAGGCUGAUGUUUUACGAAAGUGUUAACGUUGUGUGAUUGCCUUCAACUUCUCGGUGCCAGGAUGUCCCUUCAACUUUGGACAACUCUGCUUGCUCUAAACUUCUUACAAAAAGGUGUCGUAUGGAGUCUUUCCCUCACUCAAGUCCGAAUAGAGAACCAUGCCAUGAUGGGCAACUUCUCUGUCCUGGAGUGUCACUACGAUCUCCAGGGAGAGACUCUCUACUCCGUCAAGUGGUACAAGGAUGGUCAGGAGUUCUUCCGCUUCCUCCCGAGGGAUAAACAUCCCGUCCAGGUCUUCCCCAUGGAGGGAGUCGAUGUUGAUAUUCCUGCCAGCAACGCCACUCAGGUGGUGCUACGAUCUCUUCUGCUUACCUCCACAGGCAGAUAUAGAUGUGAAGUGUCUGCUGAGGCGCCUUCCUUCCAGACGGUGUCAGACCACGGGGAUCUGCUGGUUGUAGCUUUGCCCAAGGAAGGUCCCAAGAUCAGAGGGGGCAGACCCAGGUAUCAGAUGGGUGAUACCGUCAGAGUAAAUUGUACAUCAGGGAGAUCCAAACCUCCAGUGCAUCUUAUAUGGUUCAUCAAUGGAGAACAGGCAGAUCGUUCAUUCCUGAGAGGGCCACAGUUCGCCACAGCCGAGGAUGGUCUGGACGUGACGUCACUUGGGCUAGAGUUCAAGGUGGAGUCGAGACACUUUUUGAAGGGUGACUUGAAGCUUAAGUGUCUAGCGACAAUAUCCACCAUCUACUGGAACAGCAACGAGGAGAGUGUGGAGGGGGAGAAGCCCCAGAGGUCGCCGGCAAUGGAGGUCAAGGAGACGACCAACAGGUCCAGGGCGGACAGGGUGCAGGGACAGAGGCCAGGACCUGUGACGAUAGGUGACGGGUCUCACACAACCCCUCAUUGGCUCUUGCUUCUGUCGACCUUGACCUUGACCCUGACCUUGGUCGGGAGAUAACCACUAUCACCCUCGGUCCGGUAGACCGAAUGACUCUUGGGGUAUGGGCUGUGUUAUCCAAAGAUCUUGCUUAACGAUUCGUUUGGUUUUUGACCCCUGUUGUUCAUAAUGUAAUUAAAACUGUCCAAUGUAAAUAGUCAAAGUCCUGGCUUUAU
This is a messenger RNA of Macrosteles quadrilineatus (aster leafhopper), 1219 nucleotides long. RefSeq lists its product as uncharacterized. The transcript has 6 exons. Bases 171 to 1064 code for a protein of 297 amino acids. The record is from RefSeq and is a predicted model, not a curated record. Lineage: Eukaryota; Metazoa; Arthropoda; Insecta; Hemiptera; Cicadellidae.